GUCCGCCACUCAUCUCCUGGCUCCUGCCGGCUAUCAAAGAGCCCAGUUUUCUGGAUCCUUGCUUACAUAAGUUAUGCCAUGACGACAUUUCACUAAGUCCCCUCAGGGGGUCAGAAUUGUCAUCUGUCCCCCAGAGCCAUGCGGUCCAUGGUACGACCUUCCAACCAACCAAAUUGAAGAUCGAAACCCCCGAGCGAAAAUGGAUUCAAAACCAGGAUACAUAAGAACCUCCUCUACCAACCUACUCUCCAGCAAUGAUAUGAUGAGCCGGCCCCUCGAAGGCCAGCUGGGCAUUGUGACCGGUGCCUCGCGGGGCAUUGGUGCCGCCAUAUCAGCAAAUCUGGCUGCCAAAGGCUGCAAUCUCGUUCUGAACUUCACGUCGGAUGCGUCGGCGCUGCGGACCGGCGAUCUGGCCAAACGGCUCUCCGACGAGCAUGGCAUCCAAGCAUUGCCGGUACAGGCGGAUAUGGGAUCGGUGGGCGGACCGAAGCAUAUCGUCAGCAUCGCCAAGAACCAUUUCUCGCAUCCGAAAACGGGGAAGUUCACGAUUCAUGUCAUCGUCAACAAUGCCGGUGUGUCCAAGAACCUGUCCAUCGAGGAAUGCACGGCAGAGGACUUUGCUUGGCAGUACAGCGUCAACGUUCAAGGACCGUUGCUCUUGAUACAAGCAGCGCUUCCCUACUUGCCGACAGAUCGUUCGGGGCGGAUUAUCAACGUGUCAUCCGUCAGUUCGACGCUUGGCUACAUUGGACAGAGCGUCUACGGAGGUACCAAGGCUGCACUAGAGUCAAUGACGCGAACGUGGUCCCGCGAACUGGCUGAGCGUGCAACGGUCAACGCCAUCAAUCCCGGCCCGGUAGCCACAGAGAUGUACGGAAGCACGAGCAAGGACUUCCAGGCGAGGAAUCGGCCGUUCAUCGAGAAUGCGCCCUUAGCACGGGCGAGAGAAGGAAUCGAUGAUCCGGAGACCGUGCAGAGAGCGACGCAAGAUGGUGGACGAGCGGCGUACGAUUGGGAGAUUGCGGGGGUUGUAGGGAUGCUUUGCUCGAAAGAGUCGGCUUGGUGCACGGGGAGCGUGAUCUGUGCGAAUGGAGGGAUGAAGUUCGGCUUCUGAGUUGCGAGGAGGAAAGUCAAGAUCCCCAUUGUAUAGUUCUCAUCCGAAACUAGAAGGACAGUCUAGGAAUCAUGAAUGGAGUUCGUAAGAUAGCAUCGCAAUAGAACCCUGAUCGCCAGUUCGACCACCUGUUCCCAGUUGUGUAUGGCCAACAUAU
This is a messenger RNA of Eremomyces bilateralis CBS 781.70, 1271 nucleotides long. RefSeq names its product NAD(P)-binding protein. Gene Ontology annotation, molecular function: oxidoreductase activity, acting on the CH-OH group of donors, NAD or NADP as acceptor. Bases 200 to 1114 code for a protein of 304 amino acids. The record is from RefSeq and is a predicted model, not a curated record. NCBI's taxonomy places the organism in Eukaryota, Fungi, Ascomycota, Dothideomycetes, Eremomycetales, Eremomycetaceae. The transcript has a single exon.